UUAGUUCGGAUCGCGACGUUGACUGGGAAGGAAGUGUUUGAUUAACCCAGUAGGCCGCAAGAAAGAAAGAUGGACAACGGAAAUACGGUCGAAGGCGAAAGUAACGGAUCUGCUGUGACGGCGGAGAUCACCGGGAAGGAGAAUGGUGCGGUAGAGCAGGAGUUCGGACCACAGGAAGGCUACCGGAUUAUCAAGAACAUUGCGAUUUUGGGCUUUGCGUUUAUGAUUCAUUUCACCGCAUUCCACGGGACGUCCAAUCUGCAAAGCUCGGUUCACAGCGAUGGCUCUUUGGGGGCGUUCACGCUAGCGUCUAUAUACGGAUCGUUGAUUUUGUCAAACAUCUUUCUACCGGUUAUGGUGAUCAGGUGGCUUGGAUGCAAGUGGACCAUCGUGGUGUCGUUCAUCGCCUAUAUGCCCUACAUAGCAGCGCAGUUCUAUCCACGAUUCUACACGCUGAUUCCAGCUGGUUUGGCCGUGGGUUUUGGCGGGGGACCGCUGUGGUGCGCCAAGUGUACUUAUCUGUCGGUGAUUGCGGAGGCGUUCAGCAUCAUCAAGAAGCGGAAAGUGAAAGCCGACUAUCUGAUUGUGAAGUUCUUCGGGCUGUUUUUCGUGUUCUACCAGUUGGCUCAGGUGCUGGGGAAUUUGAUCUCCUUUUCGGUGCUCUCCUAUGGCGAAGAUGACAGCCCACAAAACGUCACAGCCUACCCUGUUAACAUAUCGGAAACGUGCGGCGCCAACUAUGUUGCUCCCGUCGACCGUCAGCUGCAGAACGACACAAAUGCGAACCUCCACCGACCGGACGCUGCCAAGCUUAACGCACUGACGGGGAUUUUCCUCGCGUGCAUGGCCGCUGCCAGCCUUUCCGUGGCAUUGGGCGUCGACUCACUCAAACGAUACAAUCGCACCCGAACUGGAUCUGGACCGGGGAUUUCCGGCGUUCGGAUGUUGAUCAUCACGGUGAAACAACUCACCAACAAGUACCAGAUUCUGCUGCUUCCCAUUACCAUGUUCAUCGGCGUGGAGCAGGCGUUCAUUGCAGUCGAUUUUACAGCGUCAUUCGUCGCUUGCGGUCUCGGCAUCAGCUACAUCGGUUACGCAAUGAUCAGCUUUGGAUUAGCGAAUACCUUUGCUGCAGCGGUCACCCCUUCAAUCACCAAAGCCAUCGGUCGCUUCCCGAUGAUCAUCGCGACGGCGAUAUUCCACCUAUCGUUGAUUGUGUUCAUGUUGCUAUGGAAACCUACCAAUGACUACUAUGCCUACUCGAUUAUCGUCGCCUGCUGGGGUUUGGCGGAUGGAGUUUGGCUGAUUCAAAUAAAUGCAUUGAGUGGGAUUCUCUUCCCCGGUAACGAGGAGGCUGCGUUCAGCAAUUUCCGCCUGUGGGAAGCGACUGGAUCGGUGAUCAUGUACGCAACCAGUCCGAUACUGUCGACCUUCACCAAACUGGUCGGAAUCGUGUGCAUUAUGCUAAUCGGAACCGUUGGGUACACGACGAUUGAGGUGAUGGAGUAUCGUGUCAAGAAAAGUGCCGCCGGGAAACGAUUCGAAAUGAUACAUCAGCAGAGCUAGGGAGCAAUUGGUGAGGGUUUUGUUGAGAUGAAUUCUACGACUUUUUUAGAUAUUUCCAGCAUGCAAAGAGACCGGUUUGAAGAGCGUGGUAGUUAUUUAUUUAUGCAACAUUAAUGCAUAAUGAGAAAU
This is a messenger RNA of Ochlerotatus camptorhynchus, 1695 nucleotides long. RefSeq names its product UNC93-like protein. NCBI's taxonomy places the organism in Eukaryota, Metazoa, Arthropoda, Insecta, Diptera, Culicidae. The record is from RefSeq and is a predicted model, not a curated record. Gene Ontology annotation, biological process: regulation of muscle contraction; regulation of potassium ion transport. Gene Ontology annotation, molecular function: potassium channel regulator activity. The coding region runs from base 70 to 1566 and encodes 498 amino acids. Gene Ontology annotation, cellular component: striated muscle dense body; plasma membrane. The transcript has 6 exons.